Bactrocera latifrons is the source of this 644-nucleotide messenger RNA. RefSeq lists its product as uncharacterized. NCBI's taxonomy places the organism in Eukaryota, Metazoa, Arthropoda, Insecta, Diptera, Tephritidae. Bases 109 to 528 code for a protein of 139 amino acids. Gene Ontology annotation, molecular function: protein binding. The record is from RefSeq and is a predicted model, not a curated record. The transcript is spliced from 3 exons.
CUAAAAUGCACAGCAGAAACAGAACGCUAGCCGGCUAGAGCAGACUUACCUAAAAGUUAAUAAAGAAAAUAGAAUUUGAAAAAAAAAUAAUAAUAAUUUUCCUUAAAAAUGUGCAAACGUGGCUUCGAACAAUUUCUCCUUAGUUGUGGACUGACGCUAUUGUUGGUCAGUUGUAUUUUAGCCGCCGCAUCCGAGAGACCCUGUCCGAUAGCAUACAGAUGUGCAGAUGUUGAAGAAGUCGUCUGGUCCACGGAUGGCAGCAAAUGUUUUGUGUGGAGAAAUGGCUGUCAUUUGAAAAAUGAAAAUUGUCAGCGUCUAAAUAGUAAACGAGAAGAGUUGCGAGAAGUCACCAAAGAAGAGUGUCAGGAAAUGUGUGUUGACGCCUGCAUAGAGAUUUAUAGGCCCAUAUGUGCUGAAUAUAACGGUGUCAGACGCACCUUUUCGAAUAGUUGCGCUUUGGAAGCCCAUAUUUGUCGCUCUGGAGAAACGUACAAUCUGUUUGGGCACGCGGAGUGUGGUACAAAUUAGCCGAUAACGCUCCAAUCUUGUGAGUUUCACGAGUUUGCAUUCAUUUACAAUUAAUAGUGUUUAAUAUGUGUAUGUAUUAGUGUAAAUAUGUAUUUGUAUUAAAUUUCAACAAAUUA